UUAAUACUUAAAUAUGUAUUAAUUUAUAGUAUAUUUUUCUCUUAUGACAGUAAUGGGGACAUUGAGAAUUCACCAUGGUGGCAAUUUUUGCAUAAGUAGUAAUGACAAUCUUAGGGACAUUGGGGAUGGUUGUGUCACACAAAUUUCACAACUGACCCCAAAGGAACAGAAUGUAUCUCAUGAAAUAGAUGCAGCUAAGGAACAAGUGCUAAAGGAGACUGAUUGUGAUGAUGGUGAAUUCUUUGGUGUUGUACAUAGUGAAGGAGAUGUUAAUGAUGAAGAAGAGGUUCAUGAUGAUUUUAUGGAUGUUCAUGAUGAGGAGGAUGAGGAGGUUCAUGAUGAUGAGGAUGAAGAGGUUCAUGAUGAUGAGGAAGAGUUUCAUGAUGAUGAGGAAGAUGUUCAUGAUGAGGAGAAAGUUGAUGAUGCUGGUGAUGAAUUCCUUGAUGCUCUACACAAUGAUGCAGAUGAUGAGGAGGUGGUUAAAGCCAUUAGAAAAGUAAGGGAGAUUGGAGGAAAUCAAAAGAGUAGAGCUAGUACAAUAAACAAUGCAGAUGGUGAUGAUGCUGGACCAAGCAACAUAGUCCAUGAGCCUCAAAACAAAGAUAAUGAAGAGGAUGAAAAGGUUCUUGUUGAAAAUGAUAGUGAUAGAGAUGAUAGUUUUGAUUCUACAUCCCUAAACAAUGAAGUUGGAUGUGAGAUCUAUAGUGAUGAUUUGUGUGAAUAUAGUGAUGAGGAAGAUAAAGAUGAAGAGGAAGAUGAAUUCAUUGUCUAUGCAGAUGCAAGAACCAAAAGAAGUGUUGAUGUAUGGUUUAACCCUUCAUGGACUGAUAUUUUGUUUGAGGUAGGGAUGAAGUUUGAGCAUGCAUCAUAGUGUAAGGAGGCUCUAGCUAAGUAUCAAAUUCAAAAGGGCUGCAAGUUGAAAACAAUGAAAGGUGAUCCUAGCAGGCAUAGAAUUAAGUGUGGUGAUCCAUAAUGCAAUUGGAAAAUCUUAGCCAGUUAUGAUAAAAAUGACAAGUACUU
Molecule: messenger RNA, 1020 nt
Organism: Rubroshorea leprosula
Lineage: Eukaryota; Viridiplantae; Streptophyta; Magnoliopsida; Malvales; Dipterocarpaceae
Source: the annotation of a GenBank genome assembly